Centropristis striata (black sea bass) is the source of this 4098-nucleotide messenger RNA. RefSeq names its product VPS39 subunit of HOPS complex (gene vps39). Gene Ontology annotation, cellular component: membrane; cytoplasm. The record is from RefSeq and is a predicted model, not a curated record. Gene Ontology annotation, biological process: intracellular protein transport; vesicle-mediated transport; endosomal vesicle fusion. Lineage: Eukaryota; Metazoa; Chordata; Actinopteri; Perciformes; Serranidae. Gene Ontology annotation, molecular function: protein binding. Bases 720 to 3350 code for a protein of 876 amino acids. The transcript has 24 exons.
UUAGGCGAUUUUAACAUUUAAUAUUUUAACAGUGUGACGAUAUAUAAUUAUUUCCAAACCAUAAAACAUCUGUUCGACAGGUAGACUAAACUGCACGUUUAAAAUCUCGCGUUAAAAACACCAUUUAGCUCCGGAUACAAAUGUAGUCACUGCACCUUUAAUGCGUACCUCGUGAGUGCACUGACUUCUGUCACGUGCCUGUCAAACCACCAUCCCCUCGCGCAGCCGUCGUCAACACAACCGAGGAAGUAGCAGGUAGCUAACCUGGCUAACGAAAACAAACCUCAACCGCCCAAACAGAGUUUAUUUUGUGUUUUAAGUUAACUCAAGGUUGCGUUUUCCUUUAUCGUCAUUUUAACUAACUGCCUUUGAUUGUGUUUCAGUUGGUAUGGAGUGACAGGGAACAAUGUUUAGGGGCAGUAGCCGUUGCUUGCUAACUUCUAAGCUAGCAGGCUAACGAUCAGCUGUUGUUUUGGUUGGAGAGCUAGCUUGGCUAACAAGCCAAACGGCAUAGCUUUACAGAAGUCCACAAGAGAUUUCCUCAUUCCCUGCUGAAACACUUUAACUGCUCGGUUGGUUAAUGGCGACACAUAAAGGUGUACCGCCCUGACAGACUUCUCAGCGGUCAGUCAGUCAGCUGUUGUCCCGGCAGGCGUCGACUCCGUGUGGCAUCGAUCCAUCAGAGCGGUCUGUAAUUGAAUCAGCAAUAUUGCCUCAAAAUGCAUGACGCGUAUGAACCAGUGCCUAUUUUGGAGAAGCUUCCUCUUCAGAUUGACUGCCUUGCGGCCUGGGAGGAUUGGCUGCUUGUGGGAACAAAGCCAGGGCAUCUUCUUCUCUACCGAAUCAAGAAGGAUGCAGGCACCAACCGGUUCGAGGUUACACUGGAAAAAUCCAAUAAGAACUUCUCAAAGAAGAUUCAGCAGCUCUAUGUUGUCUCACAGUACAAAAUCCUUGUCAGUCUUCUAGAGAACAACAUCCAUGUCCAUGACCUUCUGACCUUCCAGCAGAUCACUGUGGUGUCCAAAGCCAAAGGAGCCACACUCUUCGCCUGUGACCUGCAGCAAACCAGCUCAGGAGAGGAAAGGUUGAGAAUGUGUGUUGCGGUGAAAAAGAAGCUCCAGCUGUAUUACUGGAAGGAUAGAGAGUUCUACGAGCUGCAGGCGGACUUAGGUGCACCAGAUAUUCCAAAGUCCAUGGCUUGGUGUGAAAACUCCAUAUGUGUUGGUUUCAAGCGAGACUAUUACCUCAUUCGGAUGGAUGGUCGUGGCUCCAUCAAGGAGCUCUUCCCCACUGGAAAACAGUUGGAGCCUCUGGUUGCGCCGCUGGCUGAUGGGAAGGUGGCUGUUGGCCAGGAUGACCUAACUGUAGUGCUAAAUGAAGAGGGCGUUUGCACCCAGAAGUGUGCCCUGAACUGGACUGACAUCCCUAUAGCAAUGGAGCAUCAGCCUCCAUACAUCAUAGCUGUUCUCCCCCGGUACGUGGAGAUCCGGACGUUUGAGCCAAGGCUGCUGGUGCAGAGUGUGGAGCUGCAGAGACCUCGCUUCAUCACCUCAGCAGGGCAAAAUAUCGUGUAUGUUGCCAGCAACCACUUUGUUUGGCGCCUGGUGCCUGUGUCGAUUGCCAGCCAGAUCCGGCAGCUUCUUCAGGACAAGCAGUUCGAGCUGGCUCUUCAGCUGGCGAAGAUGAAGGAUGAUUCAGAUGGUGAUAAAAAGCAGCAGAUACAUCACAUCCAGAAUCUCUACGCCUUCAAUCUGUUUUGCCAGAAGAGAUUUGAUGACUCCAUGCAGGUGUUUGCCAAACUGGGCACAGAUCCUACUCAUGUGAUCGGGCUGUACCCAGACCUGCUCCCAUCAGACUACCGCAAACAGCUGCACUAUCCCAACCCUCUGCCUACUCUGUCUGGGGCAGAGCUGGAGAAGGCUCAUCUCGCUCUCAUCGAUUAUCUGACCCAGAAACGCAGCCAUCUUGUGAAACAGCUGAAUGAUUCUGAUCCUUCUACAACGUCUCCGCUCAUGGAGGGAACACCUACGAUUAAAAGCCGCAAAAAACUCCUGCAGAUCAUUGAUACCACCCUGCUGAAAUGUUACCUGCAUACCAACGUGGCCCUGGUGUCCCCUCUUCUUCGUCUGGAAAACAACCACUGCCACAUUGAAGAGAGCGAGUAUGUCCUGAAGAAGGCCCAUAAGUACAGCGAGCUCAUUAUUCUCUAUGAGAAGAAGGGUCUGCACCAGAAAGCUCUGCAGGUGCUGCUGGAUCAGUCCACCAAGGCCAACUCUCCACUGAAGGGCCAUGAGCGAACAGUCCAGUACCUCCAAAGACUGGGAGUGGAGAAUUUGGGAAUAAUAUUCGAGUUUUCUCCCUGGGUGUUGAAGAUCUGUCCUGAGGAUGGCUUGAAGAUCUUCACGGAGGACCUGACAGAGGUGGAGACUUUGCCCAGGGACAAGGUGCUGAACUUCCUGAAGGAGGGCUUUAAGGAGCUCGCCAUCCCGUAUUUGGAGCACAUAAUUUAUGUGUGGGACGAUAAGGGCCCGGAGUUUCACAAUGUGCUGAUUCAGCUCUACCUGGAGAGGGUUCAAGGCCUCAUGAAACAGUAUCUCAACUCACUGCCAGAAGGAGUUCCAGCUGUUGCUGCGGGGAAGGAGGAAGGUGAUCUGGGAGAGUUCAGGAACAAGCUGCUGUCUUUCCUCGAUAUUUCUACAAGCUACGAACCAUCUAGGCUCAUCAGUGACUUUCCCUUUGAUGGCCUGCUGGAGGAACGAGCUCUGCUGCUGGGUCGGAUGGGUAAACACGAGCAGGCGCUCUUCAUCUAUGUGCACAUCCUGAAAGACACUCGCAUGGCUGAAGAAUACUGUCACAGCCACUACAACAGUCUAGUUGAAGGGAAUAAGGAUGUUUAUCUGUCUCUGCUGCGGAUGUACCUGUCACCUCCUGAUGUUCACUGCCUGGGGCCCAUUAAGAUGGAGCUGUCGGAGCCUCAGGCCAACCUGCAGGCGGCCCUGCACGUCCUGGAGCUGCACCACAGCAAACUGAACACCACCAAGGCCAUCAAUUUGCUCCCAGCAAACACUCAGAUCCGAGAGAUCCGGGUCUUCCUGGAGAGCGUCCUGGAGGAGAAGGCACAGAGGAAACGCUGCAACCAGGUGCUGAAGAGUCUGCUGCAGGCCGAGUUUCUCCGGGUACAAGAGGAGCGGAUCUUCCACCAGCAGGUUAAAUGCGUCAUCACAGAGGAAAAGACCUGCAGAGUCUGCAAGAAGAAAAUAGGAAACAGUGCGUUUGCCAGGUAUCCCAACGGCGUGGUGGUGCAUUACUUCUGCUGCAAAGACCGCAACGUGUGUCCCACCGAGCAGUAACGGCUCCACCUGACAACAACUGUUUACUAAUUAAUAACCCCCUCUCCCACUCAAUGCUCGGACAUCUUUGAACUAGAUAUGCGUCAGAAGGUUGGAGGAUAAUUUCCAGGCUGUUGACUCGGAUGCUCGUAUCCAAAGCACCUUACAGAAGUACGAGUGCAGACAUUUUUUAACCUGAGUUAACCUCGGGCGUUCUCCCCGCUGAGCAGAACAAGACCUCCCUCUGAAAUCUGAAAAGGUCGAGACUUUUCUUUCUCUCUGUGCAUGAAGAAACCGCUGGAAUGUCUGGGGUCGCUCAACAGGAGGAGGGAAAUAAAGAGAAAGAGGGAGGUAGAGUCUGACAUUUGAAAAGCAUGUGUCACUGUAACGCUAGAAGGGAGUCACUUCCCUUCAUGUUGCCUCGGAAGAAAAAUGGGCGCUAUUGACAAGACGCCCAGAGGAAGCGAGUGCUUGUUCUCGUUCUCACCAGGAGAUGAUUACAAGCUUUUUUUUUUUUCUGUUUUUAUUUCUUCUCUCUUCCUGCCUCUUACUGUCUCCCGCCCCUCCUGUAACACUGUGUGAGGCCUCAAACUCCGCUUGAUACGCCAUAUUCGCUCUGCAGGAGUGCAGUUAAAUGCCUUUUUGUGACUCUGAAGAUUGUACUUACAGUGAAGUCAGAUGUCUGUCAUUGUUUUUUAGCAUGUGCCGGUACUGACUCAGCAUUCGUCUUACAGUGUGUUUUACAUUUUUGUUUUUUUUAUUUAACAUU